Molecule: messenger RNA, 1156 nt
Organism: Suillus subalutaceus
Lineage: Eukaryota; Fungi; Basidiomycota; Agaricomycetes; Boletales; Suillaceae
Exons: 7
Coding region: 239-997 (252 amino acids)
Molecular function (GO): protein binding
Source: RefSeq, a predicted model, not a curated record
CAACUACGUAACGUACAGUCUCUCUUUUGACUAAUCACUCGUUAAUUUUUACUAUCACCUACUGCGCACACGUACAAUAGCAUGCUUACACUUUACAUAACCGCUUACAACGCUAGCAUAUAGUAGUCCGUACCCGCGGUGUUGCAACCUCAGUUUUUUCCACUCUGACCGAGUUUAUUGUGUUUCUCUCGCAGCUUCCGACGGCCGUUCUCCGUAUUAUCCUGCUCACGAAUUACCAAUGGCAACUUGUGCCUCUACCCCAUUUGACCAUGCUCAAGCAGACGUUAUCUUACGAACGGCUGAUGGAGUUGAGUUCCGAGUCUUCAAGCUCUUCCUCUCCCUUGCCUCUCCAUUCUUCGAAACAUUGUUUAGCCUCCCUCAAGCACCUGAUGGGGCUACCGAUCAAGAGAUGAAGGAUGGCCUAGCAGUCAUCGCCGUGUCUGAGGACAGCAAAACACUAGAUUCCUUUCUCAGGUUUUGCUAUCCAUCGACGCUGGCAGAUGAUCCUUCCCUCGAGAACCUGACGGAUGUCCUGUCUAUGCUCGCAGCUGCGAGGAAGUAUUCGCUAGACCUGAUCGAGAAAAAAGUGUGUCAGGCUCUGGCGAAUCCGAAGGUUCUCGAGACGGAGCCCAUUCGCUGCUUUGCAGUUGCCUGUAACGCACGGCUCACGCAUGAAACAAUCACCGCUGCCAGAUACACCUUACGUCAGCCCUUGAUUCCGGCACAGUUCUCAGAGAUCGGGCUUAUCACCGCUUCCGAACUUCUUGCCCUGCUAACAUACCAUAAAAAUUGCAGUAUCGCCGUACAACCUUUAAUGAAGGACUUGAAAUGGUUGAAAGAUCAUUAUACCAAUCGCAAAAAAUGCACUUGGCUAUUUGGCCCAUAUGACAACGACUCCUGUCGCUUUAAAUGGUGGGCGGCAUAUAUGCGGGAGUUAUCCGAGUUGUUGAUGAAUAGACCGUCUGGCGAGACUAUCAAGCUGGAGAUGGACUUUUGACCGGCCUCAUCAGCAGUUGACGUCCAUGAAUUUAUGUACCCAAGAGCCCCAGUACUGUGUUCACGAUGACUUUUCGGGAUCUCACAGAAAGAGUUAGAUAUGUUGUCCUCGAUAGAAUUGUACCCAUGUAUCAACGGCCAAGACUCAUGUGUGCACGAC